Molecule: messenger RNA, 1130 nt
Organism: Benincasa hispida (wax gourd)
Lineage: Eukaryota; Viridiplantae; Streptophyta; Magnoliopsida; Cucurbitales; Cucurbitaceae
Product: auxin-responsive protein IAA16-like
Biological process (GO): regulation of DNA-templated transcription
Cellular component (GO): nucleus
Source: RefSeq, a predicted model, not a curated record
UCUUCUCAUAACCCACUUUAUAAUUUCACACUUUCCCCUAUUUUCUCCUCAUCCCUUCCAUAACCAUAACCACUCCUUUUCUUCCAUUCCUUCACCUCCCAAAAAAAAAUAAAAAAAUAAACAAUAAUAAUAAACCAAACAAACCUUGUAGAAAUAGAGAAAUUCUGAAGUGAAAAUGGGAAGCUUAAUUGACUUUGAAGAGACAGAGCUCCGCCUUGGGCUGCCCGGCGGUGAUGGUAGAAGCGACGGCGACGCCAUGAAGAAAAGAGUUUUCACUGAAACUGUGGAUUUGAAGCUAAAUCUUGUGACCAAUUCUGACGAAGGCAACAAAACGACAGACAAGAAUGUCGUUUCGAGCUCCGUCGGUAAAGAUCUUCCCAAGCCUCCCCCGGCCAAGGCCCAGGUUGUCGGUUGGCCACCGGUAAAGUCGUUGAGGAGGAACAUCGUAGGGCCAAAGAAGAGUAAAUUAGAAGAAAGCGAGAAGGGCGCCGCCAUAAGUGACGGUGGAUGUAGCGUCGGUGCGGCGGCGGCGGCGGCGUUUAUUAAAGUCAGCAUGGACGGCGCACCGUACUUACGCAAAGUGGACUUGAAGAUGUACGGAAGCUACCAAGAGCUUUCCGAUGCCUUAAGCAAGAUGUUUGGCUCUUUCACCACUGGGAAUUGUGGGCCACAAAAAAUGAGGGAUUACAUGAAUGAAAGCAAAUUAAUAGAUGUCCUAAAUGGGUCUGAUUAUGUGCCUACCUAUGAAGACAAAGAUGGAGAUUGGAUGCUUGUUGGAGAUGUGCCAUGGGACAUGUUUGUGGAUUCCUGCAAACGCUUGAGGAUAAUGAAAGGAUCUGAAGCCAUUGGACUUGCACCAAGAGCAUUGGAGAAGUGCAAGAACAGAAACUGAACUACUACUAUUAGUUUUUUUUUCCUUGUGGAAUCAUAAAAAUGAUUAUAUAAUUAAUAAUAAUAAUAGUAACUAUUAUUACUAUUAUUUGUUAGCUUGCAGUUAAUAUCCAAUUGAUGGUCAUAUAUCAAACCCUACUCUAUAGAGGGAGGAGUUUGAUUCUGAUCUGUAACAUAUCACCUUUUGUCUAUGUAAUUACUAUAUAAAUGAAAUAUUUCUCACCAGAUUUUGUAUUCUA